Messenger RNA from Phyllotreta striolata, 7993 nucleotides. The record is from the annotation of a GenBank genome assembly. NCBI's taxonomy places the organism in Eukaryota, Metazoa, Arthropoda, Insecta, Coleoptera, Chrysomelidae.
GACGUUUUAAACAAUGGCCGCGUAUUGAAUGAACCGACUAUUGAUUUGAAGUGAGUGUUGGUGUUUUUUUACGUUUUAUCAUGUAAUUUUUCAAACUUUCUGCUAAAAAUGUGGAUUCCUACGAAAACAAAGAAGUACGGUGUCGCCAUCUACAAUUGGAGAGGCGACACGAAAUUCGGCCUACCGUUAGAAAUCGGCGAUACGGUACAAAUAUUAGAAGAAUGCCAAGGCUGGUACCGAGGAUUUUCGUCGAAGAACCGCUCCCACAAAGGCAUCUUCCCCCAAACGUACGUGCACCUCAAACCCUGCAAAGUCGACAACGAAGGCCUGUUCGAAAGCAUAGUGCCCCUCGAAGAUCCCGUAGUUAGAGAAGUCACGUUGGUGUUGAGAGAAUGGGGGCGAAUUUGGAAAGGAAUUUUCGUUGAACGAAAUCAUUACAAAUUCGAGACGGUGGGUAAAGUUAUGAGGGAUCUUUUAGAAUGGAGGCGGCAACUGGUGUUGGGGACUUUAACGCACGAUCAGACAACGGAUCUCAAACUGAAAAUAAUACAGAAAAUAGACUGGGGAAAUAGGAAAUUAGGUUUGGACUUGGUGCCCAGGAUGGGCGCUAAUAUGGUGGAGCCCGAGUCGAUGUCCGUCGUUGAAUUGUAUCACGUCCACGUCUCCAGCGCCGAAAAUAUACAAGGGGUCUCGGCGAGAGGAACGAUCAAGAGGAAAGAGCAGAAGAAAACGCUGACGCACCAUUUGUACUUUUGCAUGAGGGAUUUCGGCCACCACAUCGGCGAAGAUACCGAGAUUUAUUUUUCCCUCUACGACGCCGCCAAACAGAAAUACAUUACCGAACGGUUCCUAGUCAAAAUUUCCAAAGAAGGGUUUUCCAAUUACGUGGAGAAACUGCACAGCAAUUGCACCGUUUUUACCGAUUUGGGAAACGCCGAACUGAGCAAAGAUAUCUACAUAGUGGCGCACGUGAUGAGAAUCGGGCGUAUGUUGUAUUCGGACAGUUCGAAACGUACGGACAAAAUGCCCGCCCAGCAAAUAUUCAAAAGACCGCACGGAGUGGCUGUGCAAAAUCUGGGCGAAUCCUUGACCAGCAAGGAGAGCGACACCGAAGAAAAAGAAUUCAACAUGAAGGUCUACCAAGCCGAAGAGAAGGACUUCCACCAACUGCACGAGUUCAUCAUCAAGCAGUCGGGCAGGUACAGCGCCCUAUCGGGUCACAUCAACUACGGCAUCAUGAUCAGCGUGAAGAUGCUGCACGGCGAAUUGAGAACGAUCAAAGAGGAGAACGCGCUGCUGUUCAAGAACGUGUGCCUGACCAACAAGCUCGGCUUUCCGGACGUCAUUAUGCCCGGAGACGUGCGCAACGAUCUCUACCUGUACCUGGACCGAGGGGAAUUCGAGAGAGGCGGCAAAUCCACCGGGAAAAACAUCGAACUCAGCGUCGUGGUUUUGGACAGCGAGAAAAAAUUAAUCAAAAAUUGUUUGUGGGGCGCUUCGGGUAUGGAACCUACAUCAGAAUACAACUCGAUGGUUAUUUACCAUCACAACUCGCCAAUUUGGGCGGAAAACAUCCGAUUAACUUUACCUAUAGAUAAAUUCGCCGGAGCGCACGUUCGUCUCGAAUAUCGGCAUUGCUCUACCAAAGAAAAGAACGACAAAAAACUGUUCGGUUUCUCGUUCCUGCGGCUGAUGGACAAGGAGGGCGCCGCCGUCCAGGACGGUCAGCACGAUUUGUACAUCUACAAGUGCGAGGACCUGCCGAAAUUGGAGAAUUGCGGUUACCUAUCCAUGCCGGCCUUUCUCAAAGACCUGGAAGGAAAUCACGAAGCGAGCGGGCAAUUUUCCAGGAGUCACAAGGAAAUCGUAUCGGUCAAAACGUUGCUGUGCUCCACGAAACUCACACAAAACGUUGAUUUACUGGCAUUGCUGAGAUGGAAAUCGCACCCGGAAAGAAUCCCGGAGUCCCUACACAGGGUGCUGAAUUUGGGCGACGAGGAAUUCAUUAAGUUUCUGCAAGACGUUUUGGAUGCGCUGUUCGCUCUGUUUUCCACGGAAGACGGGAAUUCGACGGCGCACAGCGGUCCUGUGUUCCACGUAUUGGUCUCCAUAUUCAAUCUACUCGACGGUUCGAAAUACCAAUAUUUCAAACCCGUGUUGGACGCGUACAUCAAGAAUCACUUUUCUGCCGCGCUCGUUUACAAGGGUUUAUUGACGAGCGUUCAACAUUGCGCCGAUUGGGUGACGUCCUUCGAGAAACAGGAACCGAUGCAAAAGUGCUUCAAAAGUUUGGAAUACAUUUUCAAGCUCAUUAUACAGAGUCGUUUGUUGUUCUCUCGAGCUACAGGCGGUGAUUUCGAGGACAGCUUUCGACGAGACCUCUUCAGCGUAUUCGCCUCAUUGAACAAAAUGCUCAUGAUAAGCGAUAGUCACAUUAUAAAUACUCAGGUGGCUCUAUUGAUAACCAUCAGCGCGGUGUACGAGCAACUCCUGGACGUCAUUCCUGCUGCUGAAGUCACUAAACUGGCCUCGACUAUGCUGGAUUCGCUGCCCAGGGACUUACCUGCCUUGCUCAUUCAAGCGAAGUUAUCGUGCAUCAAAAACAUCGUGACGGGGAAAUUGUUUCAAGACGACGAAUCUCGGAACGUGUUUCUCACUACAACGUGCAAGCACUUGCGUUGUCACCUUAUUAAAAGAGAGGAGCUUCGAUUGUGUACGGAAAUACUCGGAGAAAUUUUGGGUUAUUUGUUCAAACAGAGGAAACUUAGCGACGAGCAAGGGAAAGUCAAUAAUUGCAUUCAUCACGAUGUUGAUACCUUGUGUUUGGCCAUUUUGGAGGUACUCAUACAAACUAUUCUGACGAUCAUCGAUAAAGAUGUGAAAGUAUUUGGUUGUUUGGUGGCCUGUUUAAUAGGCCUGCUGCAGCUUUUGGACGAGUUUCAUUACAAGCGGCUGUGGGAAGUAGUGAUGGGGUCUCAUCAGGAUCGUAAACCGUUGAAAGAUUUCCUGCUUAGGGCGUUUUUGGUGUUCAGAAAUCUCGUCAGAAUGGAGGUGUUUCCUCCGGAUUGGUUGGUUAUUAAGAUGCUAACGAAUAACGUAAUAUUGAAGGCUCUGCAGGAGUUCGCUCAACCGCUGGCGUUCAAGUUUUUAGACAGCAGAGCAGGGUACUUCGACAAAGAGCUGUGGACAAACUAUUUCAACCUCAGCGUGGAUUACUUGACGCAAGACUCGUUGCAGUUAGAGCAAUUUUCUGACGUUAAACGGGAAAAAAUCAUCGAAAAGUACGGCGACAUGAGAGUUUUGAUGGGCUUUCAAAUUCUAUCCAUGUGGUCUCAAUUAGGCGAAUGUAAAUUGCACUUCAUACCUUCGAUGGUCGGUCCGUUCCUCGAAGUGACCCUAGUGCCGGAAAUCGAACUUAGAAAAGCCACGUUGCACAUUUUCUUCGAUAUGAUGGAAUGCGAACAAAGAGCGCGAGGCAAUUUCAAGCAAGUGGAAUGCGAAUUGAUCGACAAACUAGAUAUUUUAAUAUCGGAAAAUAAAGGUGACGACGAGUAUCGAAGACUAUUUAACACAAUGGAGCAUUUAAGCGCAGUAUUGUUAGAUAGAGUUCAAUCGGAGGAGCCAGUGUGGAAGGAAAGCGGCGUCGCUUUUAUCAGUUCGAUAACACGACUGUUAGAACGGCUUCUGGACUAUCGAAACGUGAUACAGGGCGAUAAGAAUCGCGAUAAGAGAAUGUCUUGCACUUUUAAUUUAUUGAAUUUCUACAAAAACGAGAUCAACAGGAAGGAGAUGUACUUGAGGUACAUACACAAACUCCACGAUUUACACUUGUCGGCCGAAAAUUACACCGAAGCGGCUUUUACGUUAAAAUUGUACGCCGAUCAACUAACAUGGAACAACAAUCAAGUUUCUGAUCCUAAUUAUCCCGGACAUUCCGAAUGCCAAGUGAAAGAGUUGCUAUACAGGCAGAUCAUUAACUAUUUCGAUAAGGGAAAGUGUUGGGAGAAAGGUAUUCCUUUGCUCAAGGAAUUGGCGAAUUUAUAUGAAACGAUAUUCUUCGACUAUAAGCUACUCAGUGAUAUAUUAAGAUACCAAGCCAAGUUUUACGACAACAUUUUAACGCAACUCCGUCCCGAGCCUGAAUACUUUCGCGUGGGUUUCUACGGUUUGAGCUUUCCAUUAUUCGUUAGAAAUAAGCUAUUUGUAUAUAGAGGAUUGGAAUACGAAAGAAUCGGUGCCUUUACCCAAAGAUUGCAAACGGAAUUUCCCGCUGCUCAGAUUUUAAUGAAAAACACCCCGCCGGACGAUGCUAUCAUUAAUUCAGAUGCCCAGUUUAUUCAAAUUUGCAACGUGAAACCUAUACCCGAACAAAACGCCAUAACUUUAGCAACGGAUAUUCCGGAAAAAAUAUCGCGAUUUUACUACUACAACGACGUGAGGAGAUUCCAAUGCGACCGUCCAGUGCACAAAGGCAUCAUCGACAAAGAUAACGAAAUCAAAACGAUGUGGAUCGAACGAACAACGUUAGAAAUCAACAACUCCCUUCCGGGCAUACUCAGAUGGUUCGAGGUGAUAAAUCGGCACAGCGAAGAAAUACCGCCGGUCCAGUACGCGUGCGAGACGAUGCGCAACGUGGAAAACGAACUGAGGCAAUUGAUAACGAUCCAUUCGUCGGAUCCGAAGCGGAAUUUGAACCCUUUCACGAUGAGACUGCAGGGUAUAAUAGACGCUAACGUUCAAGGCGGCAUCAGCAAGUACCAACAGGCGUUUUUCACCAAGGAAUUCGCCAAGUUGUAUCCGGAGCACAAGAUGUACGCUGAGAAUUUGAGGGAGCUCAUCAUAAACGCCACGAGGGUGAUCGAGGAGGGUUUGUUUCUUCACGGGAAACUGGCGCCCGCUAGCGUUCAACCGCUUCACCAAAGACUUUUGGAAAGGUUCGUCCAGCUCAAGGAGAGUUUGGGAGCUUUCAAUCAACAACCAGUCAAUAGUAUCAUAAAUACUCCGCUUCCUCCAGUGCCUACCGAUAAGCGAUUAAUCAUGGAGAAUUGUAGUAAUCGCUCGUCAGGAUCCAGCGGAAACUACGGUUAUCUAGUAGAGCAUCACACCUCGGAUUAUGAUAAUAUUUAUACAAAACCUGCUGAUGGCGAAAGACCGACUCUGCACAGGGAAAACCUUUCACUACCUAUGCCUAUAAACAACAUUGCUCCCCCUAUACCCCAAAGAGAGAUGAGACCUCGAUCUCAGGGAUUCAAUAAUUCCAAUUUCGCGGAAUUGAGAACUCCCACCAGAGGUCCGUUGGAAUACAACAGCGCCAGUUUACCGCUGAUGAAGUGCAGGGAGGCCGAUUCCAGCGAUAUACCUUUACCUCCGAAACCCACGCAUACUAGGGAACGAUCUCUAACCAAACCCCCGUCACCUAGGUUAUUGAGACACGCCAUGUCGAUGACUCCCACCGACAACAAUCCGCAUUCGAGAAACUCCUGGCCGGAAAGGGGAGGUAUGGAAGAAGCGCCACCAUUACCGCCCAGAUCUCACACCCCGGACAAAAGGGCGCAAAGCCUGACGACGGACGCGCCUCCGAACAUCCCGAAGCGCGGCCAAAAGAAGUCCAAUCCGUCCGUUUGCAGCGUGGAUUAUCUACCGCUGGACGAGCCCUGUCAAGAGGGCAACGUAGGGGCAUCGACGACGGGCCUGUCGGUCACGCACCUCGACGGCAACGAUCUCAGAGACUCGGGCAUCAGCAUGUCGGAGCCGCAGCUGAACAACUUCAACAACGCCAAUUUCGAGGAGUUCGACUAUCGGGCGAAUCAGUCGGAGAUGAACAUCAACAACAGUCCCAGUCCGAAGGCGGAGAACAGGGAGAAUCCGCCGCCGAUACCGCCCAAGUCGUCGUUGGGCUCGUUGAAUUCGAGCUUCGACUUGGCGGGGAGCUUGGAGAGGCCGAAGCGAAGGGGCGACGGCUCGGAGUUGAUGAGCCCCGUGGAGAGUUAUUCGUGUCCUAUAACGCGCAAGGAGAACGGCAACGCUACCAUCGAGAAGAGUUCAGACUGUUGAAUUGUGUGUAAAUAUUUUAAAAUUAGUUCGUUCGCUUAGGCAACUGAUAACUAAAUUUUAAACUAUUGAAUCUAUACUGAACGAACGAGCUAGUUGUAAAUGUGAAAUGAGAUUUCAUUAUUGUUUUUUUUUGUGGUAAUUGCUAUGUUACUGUGAUUUUGUUUUUAUUCAGUUUAGCUCUGUAAGAAUUUUUCAAAAUGAUAUCAUUUAAUUCGGUAUUUGCACACAAACACAUAUUCUCAGAGUGUGUUGGACAAUCGGUAAAAUUAUUACAGAGGCUAAAUUGUAAUGUGUUUUUGAAUUUUAUUUUUACUUUACCGAUAUUUAACCAUUCCCAAAAAUAUUCCUAUAUUUACUGAUAUUGUAUUGUCGAACUUAUCAAAAAUAUAUUUUAAUUCUAUUUUCAUAUUGUAAGUAAAAUAUUUUAGGAACGUAGUAUUGUGUAUUAUAAACAAUGGUAGUCAUAAAGGCAGAGUUGUGGCACUUACAAUUUUAUCUACAGUUAUAUUAUAAUGCGUCAAUUAUAGUUUUUCUACCGUUUCAUAACAAUCGUAAACGGUUUUUAUGAAAUAAAAAAUAUGAAAAAAAUUGAAUCUUUUUAACUUAUCACUGACAAUUCUGCCUACAAGUACAUUUAACUUGAACGUGCCAAUUUUGUAAGAGGUGAAUACCACUUUUAUUUUUAAAAUUUUAUAUGCAUUUGGGUAAAAGCGGUAUUUUCCUAUAAUUGCGUCAAAAUAAUCGAAUGAGUGAACAGAAUUCUUGUAUCUCGAAAGAGAUCAGUUUUCUGAUUAGACUGAGAAUGGAUACUUGGAAUACAGAAAAAUUCCGAAACGUUAGGUAAAUAACAUACAUAAUAGCACCUCUAGAUAAGAAAGGAGAAACCUGGAAAUGUGAUAAACUAGAAAAGAUGAAAAAAAGCCAAACCAGUAGCGUAACAAAAAAUAUAAAAGGAUGGGAAAUUUGAAGAUAAUUCAUUGGUUUUACCUAAGAACUUUUUUCUAUACUCGGCUGUUUCCUGUAGCUUUUAAGUCUUCCUUUCUCAUAUCUUCCAAUGAAUUUUCAUGUUUCGACAGUCUUUACGUUUUUUAUACUGUUUUAGUAAGUUUACAACAACAUAAUUUACACACAUUUGCUCCCAUUAUGCUUCUAUUUAUUCUCUGUCGAAUUCCAGAUAUAGGAUUUGGUCUAUUUGAUAUAAAUGACUACAAAUCAAUGAAAUCAAAGUGUUUAUGUACAUUAUUUAGAGUAAGUAUGUAGCUAUAAUGGUAGAUCACGCUGUUGGACCAAAGAAUUUUAACUGUAUCAACCAAGUAAAUUACAAGUAAGAAUUUAUGUAUCUAAAGUGUCUAUUUUGAAAAUGAUUCUGCCAUACAAUUACAAUAAAAAUGUAAAAAUUACUAUUGUCGUAUUUUCUACUAUAACAAAAUAGCAUGCUGAAAAAUCCCAAACGAAAUUUUAUUAGUACAAAAUCAUUAUUUUUUUAAUGGUAAAUUCUCGAUUCAAUCUUCAGUAUUAUCCUUGUUUGUAAAAUUUCUCUCUUUUGCUACGUUGUUAUAAGGAAAAUAAUAUUCAAUAGCCAACUUUCAUUUAUAGACUGAAACAUCGAAACGCUUUGUAUAAUUUAAAAACUGGUGCUAUUUUCAACAUUACCCAAAACUACUGUUGUUUUAUAACAAAUUAUGUAUUCAAACAAUCGUUUGUCUGAUGUAGUCUAGUCUGGUUUAAUAUAGAUAGUUUUAGUGCAUUGCUCUAAUUUAAUAAUAAUAAAAUAAUAUGUAGCUAAAAAGUUAUUUUAUUAGACCAAUGUACUUCAAUGAUAUUGUAAUAAAUUUCUAGUAAUAAAUUUUUUUUAUUAUUAUUGACUUUUAAUUUAAUCGUUUUUUAAUGUACAUUUAAUGUAUGUAGUUUACUAUAAAUCGAUUAAAGACCCAAUUCC